Molecule: messenger RNA, 1356 nt
Organism: Bolinopsis microptera
Lineage: Eukaryota; Metazoa; Ctenophora; Tentaculata; Lobata; Bolinopsidae
Product: malate dehydrogenase-like
Exons: 7
Coding region: 42-1067 (341 amino acids)
Biological process (GO): malate metabolic process; tricarboxylic acid cycle; oxaloacetate metabolic process
Molecular function (GO): L-malate dehydrogenase (NAD+) activity
Source: RefSeq, a predicted model, not a curated record
AAUAUAGACUCUACAAGUACAAUAGUUCAACUGAACUAAAGAUGGCUCCUCCAUCAGUCGGCAGAAAUAUUAAAGAUCCGCUGAAGAUCUGCAUCACUGGGGCUGCUGGAAGAAUAGCUUACUCACUAAUUCAGACCCUGUCUAAAGGGGAUGUGUUUGGUCAUGAUCAGAUGCUGAUCUUGCACCUGCUAGACAUAGAGAAAAGUAAAGAUGCACUCUAUGGUAUAGCCCUUGAGAUCGAGGAUCUUGCUAGCCACGUUGUUUUAGAUUGCGUAAUCACAACAUCACCACUGGAAGCAUUUGCCGACGCUGACAUCGCUAUCCUAAUAGCUUCAAUGCCCCAUCUCCCGGGUAUAGAACGAACAGAUCUCCUCCGAGCCAACGCCAAGAUCUUCAAAGAAACUGGGGAAGCUUUAGAAAAGGUUGCCAAGCGAUCAAUCAAAGUUUUGGUCGUAGCGAAUCCUUGCAACACAAAUGCUCUGAUAACCAUGAAAUAUGCUCCUUCAAUAUGUCCGUCCCAAUUUACAGGACUAUCCAUGCUGGAUCACAACAGAACUGUUGCUCAGGCAGCUAGAAAGCUAGGAGCCAAUACAGAGCACAUUAAGAACGUGGUAGUCUGGGGUAACCACUCUUCCACUAUGUACCCUGAUGUGUCUCACGCUACCCUCCUGGAUCCAGCCACUAACACCCUAACACCUGUUAAGCAGCUUAUAGAGGAGUCCUGGUCCAGAGGAGAACUUCUCCAGAUCGUCAGAACGAGGUUCAAGGAGAUUAUAAACCGACGGGGAAUGACGACAAUGUCGACUGGAAAAGCUAUAGCAGACCAUCUUACUUAUUGGACAAAUGGAACUCUACAGGGCGCACAUGUCUCCAUGGCGUUACCUAGCAACGGAGAAUAUGGUGUACCAAAGGGAGUGUUCUUUUCUUUCCCUGUGACGGUUAGUUACACUGGGAAGGUGUCUGUAAAUACUGAACUCGAGCUGGACCAGUAUUCUGAAGAAAUGAUUGCCACCUCUUACCAGGAGCUCAAAGCUGAAGCCGAAGAGGCUUUGGCGCUCGUCGAGUGAGAAACAUUACGAUCAGUUUGAGUUCAGGAUUCGAAUCGUAUUCUCGAAGAAAACUUCAAUUUUAUAUUACAAUUUUAUAUAUCUAGAAAUAACGACAGCAUAAUUUCAAGAAAUUUGUUAAAAUUUACGAUUUGCCCGUUAUGAAUAUGAUUUAAUUUUUUAUAAAAAUAAUUAUACUAACAUUAAUGUGUUCUAUUCAUCAUAUAUCUUUGCUUAAACGAUAGUUUCUGAUACGUAGUUUUGAUUUAAAUUUAUGAAUAUAAUUUUGUAGAAUUCAUAUUAAUACUCA